Onychostoma macrolepis is the source of this 4399-nucleotide messenger RNA. It is a transcript of the gene bcl2l1, whose product is annotated as BCL2 like 1. Lineage: Eukaryota; Metazoa; Chordata; Actinopteri; Cypriniformes; Cyprinidae. The transcript is spliced from 3 exons. Gene Ontology annotation, cellular component: mitochondrial outer membrane. The record is from RefSeq and is a predicted model, not a curated record. Gene Ontology annotation, biological process: extrinsic apoptotic signaling pathway in absence of ligand; intrinsic apoptotic signaling pathway in response to DNA damage; negative regulation of intrinsic apoptotic signaling pathway. The coding region runs from base 639 to 1358 and encodes 239 amino acids. Gene Ontology annotation, molecular function: protein heterodimerization activity; protein homodimerization activity.
AAGAAAUGCUAUAAUAAUCUACAUCCAGUGUUUCUCCUCAGCAUAGACAGGGCGACAUUUGGAGAGCUCUCGCCCUCUGCUUGUGAUCAGCGGAAAUAUAUGGCAAAUCAUUAUGAAUUUGGUCCUUUUAUGUUCGUUUUCUCGGACUGAGGUGAUUCUGUGCGAUCGCUUGUCUGAAAGUGAUAUGUCUUGUCCAACAGAACUGACUGGUUGUUUCCGCUCGGCCUCUGCUAUGGGCCCGAGAACGGAGGCUUUAUUACGUAAUGGUUGGGUAGGCAGCGUGAGCGUCAUUUAGAUGAUCAUAUCCUAUCACAGAGAGGGGAGGUCUGCUUUAAAGAGAAAUAUCUAGCACUGGCUGGGUUUUUUUACCUCACACGCAGUAUUACUUUUGAUCUGCCGCAGUUUCUAUUUGAUGUUGCCGCUUAAUCUAUAACUAACAUUCACAUAAACUCUCUGGAGCUGUUUGCUUGGUUGACUUAAUCUACGAGGAGUGAGCUGGCUGUGUUAUGGGUAUGAGCCAUUGCACCAUCCCUGAGCGUCGGCAGAAGCCUGAGAAGGACGCGAGGGUGUGCACUGUGUUCUAAGAACGAGCAAGUGGAUAUCCAGACAUCGGAGAACGACUAGCAACAACGUGAAUUAUGUCUUACUAUAACCGAGAACUGGUGGUAUUUUUUAUUAAAUAUAAACUCUCACAGAGGAACUACCCCUACAAUCACAUUGAAUUUACAGAAGACACAAAUCGGACUGAUGCGGCGGAAGGGAAUGAUGAUGAGGCAGCAGCAGGAACGACGACCCUCGUUAAUGGCUCCCUGAAUGGAACAAGUACUGGUUCCACUGGGACCCCACCAAGGUCCCCCGCUUCAACCCCCCAGCGUCAGACGAACGGGACUGGGGGUCUGGACGCGGUAAAGGAGGCGCUUCGUGAUUCUGCCAACGAGUUUGAGCUGCGUUAUUCCCAAGCAUUCAAUGACCUGUCCUCGCAGCUCCACAUCACGCCUGCCACAGCGUACCAGAGCUUCGAGAGCGUGAUGGAUGAGGUGUUCCGCGACGGCGUCAACUGGGGCCGCAUCGUGGGACUGUUUGCCUUCGGAGGGGCUCUGUGUGUAGAGUGCGUGGAGAAGGAGAUGAGCCCGCUAGUGGGAAGCAUCGCGGAUUGGAUGACCGUCUACCUAGACAACAAAAUUCAGCCCUGGAUCCAGAGCCAAGGAGGAUGGGAACGCUUCGCAGAGAUCUUUGGAAAAGAUGCAGCGGCAGAGAGCAGAAAAUCACAAGAAAACUUCAAGAAGUGGUUGCUGGCGGGAAUGACCUUGCUCACGGGUGUCGUGGUCGGGUCACUCAUUGCACAGAAACGCCUGUGAGGAUCAGGAUAACUGAAGAUCCAAAUACACUCACUGCUUCAUUUAGACCUCCUGCUAACAUGAAGGAACUUAAAAAAUACAUGUUUCGGAUUUAUUUGUUUCCCUUUUAUUGCCAAGAAAUUUCAUGUUUACAUCCCACAUCCCACUAUGUUCUUGAGUGGAGCGCAUCUGUGAUGUAAUGACACAUGAUCCAGACUGCAUGAGGGUGCUUUGCUUUUUAGCUGAUUAGGAUCAAGCUAACCCAGGUCUCCUUAAACCCUGUUUAACAAAAUAAGAAUGACUAAAAAAAAGUCUAGGAAAAAUGACUAAAAAAGAACGUUUGACCAAACCUUCAUUCUUUGUGUCUGUAAUUAUUAUUUUUUGUUGUUAUAAAUAAUUAUUUUCCUCUAUCAUCAGUCUUUUUAAGUAUCCUUAUUAUUCUCUCAUUUUCAAAGAGACUGGCAAAACUGACAAGGAUACAAAUACUUUUAUCUUUGAAUCUAAUUUAAGCUGAUUUGUGAUUCUUGAGUUAAUGACCCAAUGAGAGAGAAGUUGAAUCCAAACUGAAUCAGAAGCAUUCAGUCAUUGUUGCUGUCUGGAGUGCCAGAUAUCAGCUCGAUAACAGAGAGGCACCUUUUGGGCCCAUCACUACAUUCGAGGGCUUGCUUCCUCUGUGAUCUCUCUAUCAUUAGAGGACAUUGUGGAGAACAGAUGAAACAUGUCUGUGUGUGUGUGUGUGUGUGUGUGUGUGUGUGUGUGUGUGUGUGUUUUCUCCCAAUUAUUGUUCUGUUCUUUUUUCCCAUGCAAAUUUGAUGAGAGUUAAAUGUGUGUGACUCCCUGCAUGGGCAGGUUUGAAAUCCUCUGGAGCAUCUAAAUUAAAGGACCAACAGUUAUGAGAAAUUGUUUUGUUGUGAAAGAAAGUUCUGUAUGUUCAUUGCAGUUUGAUUGUUUGAUUCAUUAAACCUAACUUCAGCUUCAGAUGAAACUCUUUAUACCUUUUGAGAUUGUUGUAACUAGAGCUAGAGGAGACACAGAUGCACAAGGAGUGAGCAGAUCACUCCUGGUGUAUGUGUGGCUACCUUUCACUGUGUACACAGAAAAUGUAACAGAAAACAGCAGAAAGAAAUUAGAUUAAACCAUAUUGCCACAAGAGCGCUCGGUGUCUUGUAUGGUCUUGGGAAUGAGAAUAUAACUUACAAUACUGGUCUAGCAGUUGUGACAAGCUAAUAGUCAUUGAGUUUUUGUUUCACUUUGGUAUAAAAUGUAAUUUGCAAUUGUUUUGUUGGUAAGCAGAAAUUUAAGACGUGCAGCACACACAACUUUACAGAGGCAAGCUAAAAUGCUAAUCUCAUUUUUAGUCCCUUAGCAUUCACAUUUGACCCUUACCGUGUAAUGGUCCACAAUGUUUUGAAUCCUGGUUGACGGACAUUUAUUGGGUCAAACAACAUCAUGGUGCUGCCGCAAAAAAACAAAACCCAUAGUGUUUGACUGAACUUAUUUUUUGCAACACUUAAAUUUAGGCUACGUAGUGGGGGGGGGGUUUUCCUUUCAAAUUCCAAUUCUUCAUGUUUUUGAAAGCAAACCUCAGAAUAGUUGGAAUAAAACUCUCAAUCUUCUCACAACUCCAGAUUCCCGCCAAAUCUCAUUUUAAACGCUUUGCUGUCAGAGCGGUUAAGCGUGAGUGUCAGUCCGCGCGCGCACCUGCUGCUUUACACUCGGCUCGUGUCAAACUCAUUAAAGCGCCCGGAGAUGUGGAGAAAUGAUCUUUAGGUUUCAAAUCAUCAUUAAUUCAAAUAGGACGUCAAGUUGAAUAUUCUUCGCCUUUUCCGAUGUGUAAUGAUUGACGAGCGGGUUAAUUCAAACAGAAGCGAUGAAAGCUAUGGUGGUGCAGGUGUAUUUCAAGCCCUGAACCCCGGUUGGAGAUCUCGUGGGGAAGCUGGGAUCUUUUGGUGUGUCACUCAAAACAUACCAAUCAUAAGCGUAGCGUCCUUUGAGACCUAACCCAGAAAAGAGAUGUCUGUAGUGUUCCGCGGAUUUUUAAGCAGGUGUGGAAUAAAACAUUUUUAGCCUACUCCCUGAUACACUCUUGGAAAAACUAUUAAAUGUAAUUCUCUUCAUUUAAAUACAGCCUUUCUGAAAUAUUGCUAAUAGUUUACAUAAUGAUUUAAUGCCGUUAAUGUAAUAAAAACACACGGCGAAAACAAUACAUUUGAAAGUCGUUACAAUCCGGAUGGGUAACGCGUUACUCUUUCACUGUCACGAUUCCAAGUUUCAUUCAGAGGUAGGCCUACAUAACAUUGCGUAAGUAAAAUGGGUUGCGAAUUUAGUUUCAUGUUGACUUCAAGUUUGAAAUGAAGAAUUUUGACAAUUGACAUUCAAUCUAAUAGCCCCCUUUUAAACUUCGAAGUUGCAGUGAAGUGUUCAAUAACACAUGUACAAAUUAUAGUUGGUGAAGCUCAGCAGGUUCAAAUUGCCGACAUUUACACUUUUUGCUGCUCUGUAGACACUGAUUUCUCAGAAUACAUUCCGUGUUAUGAAAUUUGCUGCUUGCAUGCUUAGUCCGUGUCUGUUUGUCAUGUUGCAGAGAGAGAGAGAGAGAGUGUGUGUGUGUGUGUGUGUGUGUGUGUGUGUGUGUGAGAGAUGCUGUGUGGUUACCGAGUUUUGACAGUAUGCUUAAGAGUGAAAUGUACCAGCAUUGGCACGACACUAUGUAAACUAGUUAACUUAAAUGACAAUUAGACUAGCUCAUCAUAGCUUAGUGAGAAUAUUUAAGGCAUUUUGAUGAUUUGAAAAUAUUAUUUAUGAUAUCUGGUGUAAACGCAUAUUGUUCCUUCCUAUGGCCUUAAACUCCAUAAUUUCUUUUGACGUGUAUUUGUUUCUUAUUGUGUUUAUAUUUAGCCAACUUAACCUAAACAAGAGUACAAAAAGAAAACUAUUUUUUUAAGGUUUUGGGUUUAUUUAAACAGCUUCACGCCUGAAUAAUUGUUUUAUGUCUUAAGACUUCUUUUUUUAAAUGUCUGAUAUCAUUUAAAUUAAAUAAAAACCCAGCUGAAUUCACAAGA